AAGGGCCGGGACCCCGAAGGGCCGUUCGGAGGCCCCUGCUCACUCACGCCCGCACGCGCGGCUUUGGAGGAGGGGUCGGUCGCGCGUGUUGUAGCUGCGCGCUCGCGGCGGCCCUGUGGGCGAACUGCCCUGGACGGUGGUCUGUGGGGCGCCUGUCCCGUGGCCCCGAUCCCCGGUCUUUCCGGCACCUGGCGAGGGGCCUGUCUUCACGAGUCGUCCGAAGGGGCAAUCCUGUGCAGGAACAGAGAUGCUGCCCUUUCCCCCGCCUCGUCGCGCAUAGGAUCGCGCCUCCGCGCCCCGAAUUUUGACACGCCGUCCGGAGGCGCAACCUCCGCGCCCGCCCGCCCCCUUCUGCAGCGCCCGCUUCUGCAGCGCCCAGCCCCGUUUCCCGGCGCUCAGGACGUGGCCCCCGCGUCUCCGCUCCCCAUCCGGGGCGGGGCGCCGCCGUCGCCUUCGAUCGCCGUGCUCGGGGCUGGCGGCGGCCGGAGCAUGUCGGGGCCCAACGGAGAGCCGCAUCUGAGCCUGGCGAGGGCCGAGGAGGACGACGGCCAGGACGGCGGCUUCGGGGAGGCAGAAUAUGCAGCCAUCAAUUCCAUGUUGGACCAGAUCAACUCCUGCUUGGAUCACCUGGAGGAGAAAAAUGACCACUUGCAUGCCCGGCUGAAAGAACUGCUGGAAUCGAACCGCCAGGCACGACUGGAGUUUCAGCAGGAGCUGACCGAAGGCGGGGAGGGCGACUCCAGCACACGGAGGCCCGGAGCAGACACUUAACCCGUUAGCUGGACCAUUGCUGCUAGCAAUGAGACCCCUUCACCCUCAGUUUCAUGUGGAAACUUUCAAUAGAAACGGUACCUUUGGUCUGGUCUGUGUGCGUGUUUUAAACACCUCUUCCUCAUUCUCUUCUCCGGCGUGUGACUAUGACUAAUCCAUUGUGUUUUAGGGAACCAGGGUGGUUUGAAGAAUAGGGUAGGGGGUGGGAACGAGAUAGGUGUAGGAUGGUGAGAAUGGCGAUGCUUUGGCUUGGUGGGGUUGGGGUAAAUUGCACAGCCACCCCCCUCCUGGGUGAAUUGCUAGGAGGCUAUUCAUAAGAAAAAUAAGGAUUAUUCCUUUUCUUACUUACGGAUAAGCAGGUUCCUCCUUACCUGUUCAGUCAAUUGCGAUUGCAUGAUCAAAGCUGCCAUCAUCUGCCCAUUUACCUGAGCAUAAGUCAGGUUGAGUAGACACAUACUGUAUAGGAAUGCACUGUAAAUAUGGGGGAUUUUUGGUUUUCACAAUUGUCCGCAGCUGCCUGUCUCCAAGAUAGCUAAAUGUGCAAAGGCAGAAGUUGGACAGGCAAUUUGAUCAUGUUAAGAAUUAUUGCAGGGAUAUUUUUCCCUGGCAUAAGUUCCGCCCUUGUAGGUACUGUUUUCUUUGGAAUGGGGCCAUUUCUUGUGGGAGAUUUCCAGCUUCAGUACUGCCCCAAACAGUUUUGAAAGUUCAAGUGAAUGAUUUGUAUAAAGUUAUGAAUCCCAGGACUUCCUCACGGUUUAACAGCAGUGAGCAAAUUUCAAAGCUGUUGAGGGUUGCAGCAUGGACAUGCCUUGUCUCCUUUCGCUCUGAUUAAAAAUGCAGGAAGUUAUAUGUCUGCUAAUUUUUGGAAGCGAGUAUUUAUUGUAAACCAACAUCCUAACCUUUGAUACUGGGAAAUUAGAACGCAGCUGCAUCUUCUCGGGGCCAGGAGCUUAUGCGCAGAAACAGAGCCUGAUGUGGAGUAGGCAAAACCACUCCUCUUUUUUCUUUUUAAAUCAACUAGAAGGAAAAAGGAGCUACUGGAGAAUAACUAGCAAACGCUUGCUUCCCUUUAUGAAAAGACUCUGUGUCCACAAACUGGCCGUGCAGAAAAAACCAUGGUUAAAUCUCUGUUCUCAGUGCUUUUCACAGGUACUAACAGCAUGAGCAGGUAUCAGGUUUGGGGAUACACCUUGGUGUUUUAUUUUUAACUGGCCCUCCAGCUGCAGCCAGAUGAUAACUUGGAGGGCAAGGCAGUUACCUCUUGCACCCCACUGGCUCCAUUAGCUGGGAAGGAUGGGAGUUGUCAAGGAAAAAUGGAGGGGACCAGGUUGGGGAAGGCUGGUCGUCUUUGACUUAUAUGAAUCUACAUUGAGCUGCCACAGGGGGAGGAAGAUGGACAGCAUAAGGGUGCAGUUCUUUGUAUACAGAUGUUCUACAGCUCCCAAGCUGCUAGUCCUGGUCCAACACAUCUGGAAGGGGUCAGGCUAGGAAGAAUUGCUCUGAGCAUCCUGCUGGAUCACAGCCUACCUUCUGUAGCAGGGCUUACUCCACAGUAAAGGCUGCAGUCAUAAUCACCUGUAUAAUGUGUUGGUGCCCCUUUCAUCUCCUGCAGCUGUGCUAAGUAAUUCUGGAAACAUGGACAAGUGUUUGCUUUCACUUUAAGUAAUCUUUUGAUAUUUGUGAAUAAAUGACGGACAAUACUGA
This is a messenger RNA of Varanus komodoensis (Komodo dragon), 2475 nucleotides long. It is a transcript of the gene BBLN, whose product is annotated as bublin coiled coil protein. The transcript is spliced from 2 exons. NCBI's taxonomy places the organism in Eukaryota, Metazoa, Chordata, Lepidosauria, Squamata, Varanidae. The record is from RefSeq and is a predicted model, not a curated record. The coding region runs from base 490 to 771 and encodes 93 amino acids.